Molecule: messenger RNA, 526 nt
Organism: Hydractinia symbiolongicarpus
Lineage: Eukaryota; Metazoa; Cnidaria; Hydrozoa; Anthoathecata; Hydractiniidae
Product: probable small nuclear ribonucleoprotein G
Exons: 4
Coding region: 123-353 (76 amino acids)
Biological process (GO): mRNA splicing, via spliceosome; spliceosomal snRNP assembly
Cellular component (GO): U2 snRNP; P granule; SMN-Sm protein complex
Molecular function (GO): RNA binding
Source: RefSeq, a predicted model, not a curated record
UCUGUUAGUUGCCAGCUGUCUAAAAACGAAAGUAGAUCGUAAACAGCUGCCGUUGGUCAAGUGUAUUACUAUCCUACUUUAUCACAGUAAUCAUACUAUUUAUUUUUUAACCUUGUAAAGUUAUGUCUAAAACUAAUCCUCCUGAGCUAAAGAAGUACAUGGACAAGCGAUUGUGUUUGAAGUUAAAUGGUAAUCGCUCUGUGACUGGUGUUUUACGUGGUUUCGACCCGUUUAUGAAUUUGGUGAUUGAUGAAGCAACAGAAGAAGUCAAUGCUCAACAGAAAAAUGACAUCGGAAUGGUAGUUAUCAGAGGAAACAGUGUUGUAUUGAUGGAAGCGCUAGAUAGGAUAUGAUCGAAUACAAUAGACGAAAGUCAGCCUACAUGAAAUGUAAAGAUUAGAGAAAAACGAACCAUCUCAUAAAUUAACGUUUAUAUAUAUUAAUAUUUAACAGCUCUGGAAAACUUUUUUUUUACAUAUAAACUUUUGCAUUUGUAUAUUGGUGAUAUAGUUUGUAUCAACAUCAA